GGUUUCCCCCCUUUCUCUCUCCCUUACUGGCCUUCUUUUUUAUUUGCUUCACUUUUUUAUUUUGUGGCCUUUACCCUCUGUUUAUAUAAUAGCUCUCCCCCUUUCAUCUCUCUUUUUCAUACACACAAUAGCCGCUGUGCAGGUUUAAUUAUUUUCUUUUUUGCAGUUCUAUUGUAUACCACCGUCUCACAAUGGUCCGUUUGUCAUCCACAUGCUCCCUAUCGUCGCUUCUCGUAAUCGCUGCGACCACAGCCAGCUUUGCAGCAGCCUCUCUCUCAGGUACAGGCACCAUCACAUACCAUGACUACCAGGCGAUAGCUCUGGAGUUGCUCAAAUACAACCCGCCCUCAUGCGGCAUGCCCUACGCUGAGCUCGACCUCACGCGCAUCACGGCCGUCCAGACAAUGAACACAUCGACCGAUUGUGGCCAGUGCAUCAAGGUCACAAACUCCAACGACCCGUCCAAGUUUGUCUACGUCUUGGCUGUUGACACGGGAGGUCGGGGUUUGGACUUGAGCAAGCCGUCGUUUGGCAAGCUUUUUGACAUCGACGAUGGUAUCGGACCGGCUAGCUGGACGCCUGUUGAUAACUCAAAUUGCGUCGGGAUUUGGAGCAAAAUGGGGUCAGCUCCCUUUGAUGGAUCGCAGGUUCCGGCUCCGGCAGCCGAUGACGCUGAUGUCCAGGCAGCUCCGGCAGCUGCACCUCCGGUUGAGCAGUCGGUACGUGUGGUUGUGUCGUCUGCUCCAGCCCCAGUUGCUGCGACAACGCCGGCACCGAUUGUUUUGACAUCCCAGGCCCCGGUUGUGCAGAAUCCGGUUCAGGUUACAUCGAUCCCCACUCCCGCAGCUGUUGCCGUCCACACAUCUGCUUCUGUAUCCAGAUUCACCAUUACUAUCCACACGGCUACUGCUGCUGUGGCCUCAGCAGUAGUUUCCGCUCCGGUCUCGAUAUCUCCUGCCACUAAGCCUGAGAUAAUCACCACUGCACCCAGCAGUAGCAAUAUCGGCGACAACAAAGUGGCUACGCCGCUGCAGGCUGCCGAAAACUCGGAAUUAUCUGCCGAGGUGGCGUCUGACACCAACUACAGCUCCAAGUCCUGGCAGUUGAGCGGCGUCGGACAUAAUGCUGAAGAGUCCAGCUCUAGUGUUGAUUUGGAAAGUGGCGAGGAGGCUGAUAGCUCCGAGUUUUCGUCGAGCUCUGCCGCCAGCAUUCAGUCUGUGCUUUCGGCUACCAGCAUUCUGAUUGCCGCUAGUACUCUUUUGUCUCUAAUCUAAAGACCCAGAGUACAAGCGAAUACUAUUUUGUUUGUUUUUCGAUAGCCGCAAGCUUUUUUCUCACUCUUUACUAUUUUGUUUCCGGGUCUGUAUAUAAUGUGCCCUUUUACGUGUUUACCUAAUAUACCAUCAUGGUUAAGCGUAUUUGCUUGAUCUCAAUAUCUCUGAUGUUUCCGUCUCAUUGAUCUGUGAUCUGUGAUCUGAUGGCUUUUUUUUUUUU
Messenger RNA from Kickxella alabastrina, 1494 nucleotides. RefSeq lists its product as uncharacterized. Lineage: Eukaryota; Fungi; Kickxellomycota; Kickxellomycetes; Kickxellales; Kickxellaceae. The record is from RefSeq and is a predicted model, not a curated record. The transcript has a single exon. The annotation marks the transcript as partial.